UUUGAUUACUAGCCGUAUGUCAGUUCUCGCGAGAAGACACCAAACUACUUCGGAAUGUUUCCCAACUGCCCGUUCUGGGUCUCUGUUACGUGUCACCUGUGAUUAAUAACUGUUAUUGACCUUCCUGGUAGAAAGUUAAGUCUCUGAGCGGAGUUUAAAAUGAAAGCUGUGAUUCUCGCCGCCGGGUACGGAACCAGGCUCCAGAGGGAUGUGGCGGCCGACAGCAGCGGGAGGUUCGCUCACCUGGCCGGUACCGCUAAGCCGCUGCUGCCGGUGGGACGCUGCGCCUUGAUCUCCCACUGGGUCCAAGCCCUGACCGCCUCCGGCUGCGUGGACCAGAUCUAUGUUGUAACCAACGCUCUUUACCGAACGGCAUUUGAAGAGUGGGCAGCACAUUUCUCAAAUGUCAAGAUUCUCAGCGAUGGGACGAGAAGCAAUGAUGAGCGUCUGGGCGCUGUGGCCUGUCUGCAGCUGGCGGUAAAGCACUUCAAGAUAGAGGAUGACGUCAUAGUUAUCGGAGGUGACACUCUCUUCAAAGAAGAUUUCAGCCUCAGUAAAGUUACAGAGAGAUUCUCUGAGCUGCAGUCACAGUGUGAAGACAACAGUCUGCUGCUGUCGUACCAGUGCAGAGACGAUGAAACUCAGAAAUACGGGAUCCUGGAAGUAGACGGUGAUCUUCGUGUUCUCCGUAUGAAGGAGAAACCUCGUCCCUCUGAGACGACGUCUAGAAGAGCAUGUCCUUGUUUCUAUGUGUUGUCAAAGAACAUCCUUCCUCUUCUGGAUACUUUCCUCGAGGAAAAGAAGGAAGCUCCUAUUGAAGAGAAAGACGCUCCAGGAAACUUUGUGUCUUGGCUCAUUCCAAGGAAACCAGUACACGUUCAUCAGAUCUCCGGGCGUUUCGAUGUUGGAAACCUGCCAUCAUAUACUGAAUGUGACCUUUAUUUCAGAGAAAAACUUCAAGAUAUCCAGUCUUACAUGGUGUAGAAAAACAUUAUUUUUAUUAUGCAAUGUUUCAAAAUCAUCCAUCACAGAAAGUAAUCUAAACCUGAACUGAAUGUACUUUUAUAAUGAAUAUUUUCUAUUAAAAUGAUUUUUAUAUAUUCUUUUUAUUAAAACCAAUGAUCCGUCUA
Messenger RNA from Thunnus maccoyii (southern bluefin tuna), 1130 nucleotides. RefSeq lists its product as uncharacterized. The record is from RefSeq and is a predicted model, not a curated record. Gene Ontology annotation, biological process: biosynthetic process. NCBI's taxonomy places the organism in Eukaryota, Metazoa, Chordata, Actinopteri, Scombriformes, Scombridae. The coding region runs from base 160 to 984 and encodes 274 amino acids. The transcript is spliced from 8 exons.